Messenger RNA from Syngnathus typhle (broad-nosed pipefish), 5409 nucleotides. It is a transcript of the gene eprs1, whose product is annotated as glutamyl-prolyl-tRNA synthetase 1. Gene Ontology annotation, molecular function: proline-tRNA ligase activity; glutamate-tRNA ligase activity; ATP binding. The transcript has 33 exons. Gene Ontology annotation, cellular component: aminoacyl-tRNA synthetase multienzyme complex; cytoplasm. The record is from RefSeq and is a predicted model, not a curated record. NCBI's taxonomy places the organism in Eukaryota, Metazoa, Chordata, Actinopteri, Syngnathiformes, Syngnathidae. Bases 119 to 4906 code for a protein of 1595 amino acids. Gene Ontology annotation, biological process: prolyl-tRNA aminoacylation; glutamyl-tRNA aminoacylation; translation.
GUAUGCUUGCUAUCUCCACGAUCUUUUUGCUGUUCAGUGUGGCGAGCUCGUCGGGAUUACAUUGACUGCUGUCACCUUUUGUAGUUGAAGGGUCUUUUCGUACACGGCUUCACACACCAUGGCGUUAAACCUGAUCAUCAACUCAAGCAACCCGCCUUUAGGAGCCCUCCUGACCGCCGAGCAUGUGAAAGGAAGCGUGCAGCUGUCGGUGGAGGAUGGCAAGGAUACUCGCCUCUACGUCUCCGAUGCCGUCCAGUUCAAUGACGCAAACUCCAUCAGCCGAUAUUUAGCGCGGGUGGCGCCAGCUCUCGGCCUUUAUGGCGCCAACUUGAUGGAACAGACCGAGGUGGAUCACUGGCUGGAAUUCAGCACCUGCCGUCUUUGCGGCCAGCCCGAUCUGAGCGCCUCUCUGGCCGAGCUGAACAAGGCGCUGUCGCUGAGAACCUUCCUUGUGGGCCACGCCCUCACGCUGGCUGACCUGUUUGUGUGGGCCGCCCUCAAAGGUCACAGCGACUGGCCCAACAAGGACAAAGCCUUCGGCCACGUCAGUCGUUGGUUCUCCUUCUUGAGUUCUCAGGUUCCUUUCACUGCCUUGGACAACAAAUACACCAGCAAGAAAGCUCCACCUGCCAAGUCCAAUCCGGAGGCGAAGGAGAAGAAGGCCGACCUCGGAAAGUUUGUGGACUUGCCCGGAGCCGAGAUGGGCAAGGUGGUUGUUCGAUUCCCACCCGAAGCCAGCGGGUAUCUGCACAUCGGCCAUGCCAAGGCCGCUUUGCUCAACCAGCAUUACCAGGUGACCUUUAAAGGCCAGCUUAUCAUGCGCUUUGACGACACCAACCCAGAGAAGGAGAAGGAGGACUUUGAGAAGGUGAUCUUGGAGGACGUGGCCAUGCUGCAGAUCCGACCGGACCAGUUCACCUACACCAGCGACCACUUCGACGUCAUCAUGCAGCUGGCUGAGCAGCUGAUGGCCGAGGGCAAGGCCUACAUCGACGAUACCCCGCCUGAAGCAAUGAAGCAGGAGCGGGAGCAGCGUAUCGAGUCCAAGUGCAGGAAUAACACUUUGGAGCAGAACAUGAAGCUGUGGGCUGAGAUGAAAGCCGGCACCGAGCGUGGUCAGAUGUGCUGCAUGAGGGCCAAGAUGGACAUGAACUCCAACAACGGCUGCUUGCGGGACCCCACCGUGUACCGCUGCAAGAACACCCCCCACCCUCACACGGGAACCACCUACAAGGUCUACCCAACGUACGACUUUGCCUGCCCCAUCGUGGACAGCAGAGAGAACGUGACGCACGCGCUGAGGACCACCGAAUACCACGACCGUGACGAGCAAUACUAUUGGUUCAUCGACGCGCUGCGCCUCAGGAAGCCGUACAUCUGGGAGUAUUCCCGCCUCAACCUUAACAACACGUUGCUGUCCAAGCGCAAGCUCACGUGGUUCGUGGACGAGGGAUACGUCGACGGAUGGGACGACCCUCGCUUCCCCACUGUCAGGGGGGUCCUGAGGAGAGGCAUGACCGUGGAGGGCCUCAAACAAUUCAUAGCAGCACAGGGUGGAUCGAGGACCGUGGUGAACAUGGAGUGGGACAAGAUCUGGGCCUUUAAUAAAAAGGUGAUAGACCCAGUCGCGCCCAGAUACACGGCUCUCUCCAGCUCGUACGUGGUUCCGGUUUCUGUUCCGGAGGCUACGGAGGAGAUGAAAGAAGUGGCCAGACAUCCAAAGAACGCCGAGGUGGGCGUGAAACAGGUAUGGUACGGACCCCGAGUGUUGGUGGAAGGAGCAGAUGCCGAGACGUUCACGGAAGGCGAGGUGGUCACCUUCAUUAACUGGGGCAACCUCAUCAUCACCAAGAUCAACAAAGGGGCCGACGGUAAGAUCGUGUCCAUGGAGGCGCGCCUGGACCUGGACAACAAGGACUUCAAGAAGACGACCAAGAUCACCUGGCUGACGGAGAGCGCCAAUGCCCCCCUCCUGCCCACCAUCUGCGUCAAUUACCAGCCCCUCAUCACCAAAGCGGUCAUCACCAAGGACGACAACUUCAAGGACUACAUCAACAAAGACAGCAAGAUGGAGGAGAAGAUGCUGGGUGACCCCUGUAUGAAGUCUCUGAAGAAAGGGGACAUCAUUCAGCUCCAGAGACGGGGAUUUUAUAUCUGUGACCAGCCCUAUGAACCCAUCAGUCCUAACAGCUGUAAGGAGAGUCCAUGUAUCCUCAUCUACAUUCCUGAUGGCCAUGUCAAGGAGAUGCCCACUGCCGGGUCCAAAGACAAAGACAAGGGCAAGAGCCAAGCAGCCAGCAACGCACAGGGCCCCGCUGCCGCCAAAGCUUCCCCAGCUACAUCUUCGGUCGCUACAUCUGCACCCACCUCUUCCUCCUCCUCAGCUUCGGAGAUCUUCUCAAGCAUCGUCGCUCAGGGAGAUACUGUCCGCCAGCUGAAGACGGCCAAAGCACCCAAAGAGGAAGUGGACAAGGCCGUGAAGCAGCUUCUCACUUUGAAGGCUCAGUUUAAGGAACAGACUGGAUUGGACUACAAGCCGGGUAUGUCCCCCCCUGCUUCCGCCCCAGCUCCAGUUACCCCAUCAGGAGACUCCGCUUCCUGCCCGUAUACGCGCGUCUCUCAGCAGGGCGAGCUUGUCAGGAAGCUCAAAGCAGAGCAGGCGCCAAAGGACCAGAUCGACGCGGCGGUCAAGCAGCUCCUGGCGCUCAAGGCCGAGUUUAAAAAAUUGACGGGUCAGGAUUACAAACCCGGGAUGGCCCCGGCGACUGCCUCCACUGCCACUUCGUCUGCCGUGACCUCUUCUUCUUCCUCCUCCUCCUCCUCCUCCCGCUCUUCCUCCUCCUCUUCUUCUUCUACGUCAUCCGGCUUGUACGAGCGCGUCGCGCAGCAGGGAGAGCUUGUGCGCAAACUCAAGUCGCAAAAAGCACCCAAGGACCAAGUGGAGAAUGCAGUCAAGCAGCUGCUCGCCCUGAAAGCCGAGUACAAGCAGGUCACGGGCGAGGAAUACAAACCUGGGAAAGCCCCAGCUCCCGUUCAGAACGACUCCGCGUCGGCCGCUGACAUCUUUGAGAAGGUGGCUCGGCAGGGAGAGUUGGUCCGGACACUAAAGGCCGAAAAGGCCCCCAAGGAUCGGGUGGACGAAGCCGUGAAGAGCUUGCUGGACCUAAAGAGCAAAUACAAGACGCUGACCGGGCAGGAGUACAAACCGGUGGCGGCAGCCGGUGGUGAGGACAAGAACCGUAAGGAGAGGGACAACAAGUCUGAGAAACAGGGAGGAGCUGGCACAGCGGGAGGAGCUGGCGGAGGAGCCAAAAAGGGGAAAGGAGACAAAGCAAGUCAGGGGAAGGAUACCGCAGGUGGAGCUGGAGGAGCCGGAGACGGGCAAGGACCCAAAAAGCAAACGCGCUUGGGCCUAGAAGCUAAGAAAGAGGAGAACUUGGCAGACUGGUACUCUCAGGUGAUCACCAAGGCGGAGAUGAUCGAAUACUACGACGUGAGCGGCUGCUACGUGCUGCGCCCGUGGUCCUUCGCCAUCUGGGAGGCCAUUAAGGAGUUCUUCGACCGCGAGAUCAAGAAGCUGGGCGUGGAGAACUGCUACUUCCCCAUGUUCGUCUCGCAGGCCGCCCUGGAGAAGGAGAAGUCGCACAUUGCUGACUUUGCUCCAGAGGUUGCCUGGGUGACGCGCUCAGGGAAGACAGAGCUGGCAGAGCCCAUUGCUGUCAGACCCACCAGCGAGACAGUGAUGUACCCAGCCUACGCCAAAUGGGUCCAGUCCCAUAGAGAUCUUCCAAUCAAGCUCAACCAGUGGUGCAACGUCGUGAGAUGGGAGUUCAAACACCCCCAGCCCUUCCUGAGGACUCGUGAGUUCUUGUGGCAGGAGGGACACACGGCCUUUGCUACCAAAGAAGAGGCUGCUAAGGAGGUAAUUCAGAUCCUGGACCUGUACGCCAGAGUGUACGAGGAGCUGAUGGCCAUCCCAGUGGUAAAAGGCAGGAAGACUGAGAAGGAGAAGUUUGCCGGAGGCGAUUACACCACCACCGUGGAGGCCUUCAUCUCCGCCAGUGGCCGCGCCAUCCAGGGUGCCACAUCCCACCAUCUCGGUCAGAACUUCUCCAAGAUGUUCGAGAUUGUGUUCGAAGACCCGAAGAAGCCCGGCGAGAAGCAAUAUGCCUUCCAGAACUCCUGGGGUCUUACCACCAGGACCAUCGGUGUCCUCACCAUGGUGCACGGAGACAACAGGGGACUGGUGCUGCCACCCAGAGUUGCCUGCCUUCAGGUUGUCAUCAUUCCAUGCGGGAUCACCGCCUCGCUGGCGGAGCAGGAAAAAGACGCGCUGAUAAACCAGUGCGACGUUUACCUCAACAGGCUGCUAGCCGCUAACAUCAGAGUGAAAUCUGACAUUCGUGACAACUACUCACCAGGAUGGAAGUUCAACCACUGGGAGCUCAAGGGGGUCCCCAUCCGCCUGGAGGUGGGCCCGAAGGACAUGCAGCAGCGCCAGUGUGUCGCCGUGAGGAGAGACACCGGCGAGAAGGUGACCAUCCCCGAGGCUGAGGUGGAGAAGAAACUGGCCGCCAUGUUGGAGGACAUUCAGAGCUGCCUGUUCAAUAAAGCGUCAAAUGACCUGAAGACUCACCUGGUGGCUGCAGACACGAUGGAACAAUUCCAGAAGGAGCUGGACUCUGGCAAGAUCGUCCAGAUUCCGUUCUGUGGUGGCAUGGACUGCGAGGACUGGAUCAAGAAAACCACUGCUAAGGAUCAGGACCUGGAGCCAGGAGCGCCAUCUAUGGGUGCCAAGAGUCUGUGCAUCCCCUUCUCACCGCUCAAGACGCUGCAGCCCGGUCAGCUGUGCGUCUGCGGCAAGGCGCCAGCUCAGUACUACACAAUGUUUGGACGUAGCUAUUGAGGAUGCCAUUAUGGUAGCAGUAAAGGGCUUUUUAUUCCCAUCCUUUCAUCUACUUCUUUUUUUUGUAUUGUAUCUCCUGUGGGUUGGCACUUGCAUUCUAUCAUUUAAGUUUUUUUAAUGAAAGGAAAAAUUGUUAUCAUUAGAUGAGAGGGUAAGAAAAAACAUUUAAACUAAAUCAUGCGGGGGAAACAUUUUUCUUCCAAUAGAAAAAGCAAAUAAUGAAUAAAUACUGUCGUAUUCAACACUGGUAACCAAACAGUCAUCUCAUAAUCUUCCUAGGAAUUAAUGGCCGCCUUUCUGAGGUAUUGUCAAUUUGGGGUUAGGAUCUUUUUUUUUCCAUCCAGCUUGUUCGCUUCAGUGUCUGCUUGCUAUUUUUAGUAUAAAAAAAAUUGCAUUUUGCCAUCUGCAGCCGUCCAAUCAUGAUGUACAGUUGGAUGGUCACAUUUUCUUCUCUCGGUUCACAAUGCACACAACUUGUUCAGAUAAACUUAUUUCUGUGGCAA